Messenger RNA from Ichthyophthirius multifiliis, 4320 nucleotides. Its product is annotated as intraflagellar transport protein, putative. Gene Ontology annotation, molecular function: protein binding. The transcript is spliced from 11 exons. Gene Ontology annotation, biological process: intraciliary retrograde transport. Gene Ontology annotation, cellular component: axoneme; ciliary basal body; intraciliary transport particle A. NCBI's taxonomy places the organism in Eukaryota, Ciliophora, Oligohymenophorea, Hymenostomatida. The record is from RefSeq and is a predicted model, not a curated record.
AUGUUUGAGUUUUUCAAAACCUAAAAAAUAUCUAAGGGAACUGAUGAAUAAAUUACUUAAAUAUCUGUAUCUAAUGUUUCAAUGAAUCCAUCAUUAGCGUUAACAACAGCAAAUAAAAUUAUGCUUUUUAAUGAAUCAGGAGAAAAACAUGAUUAUGAAUUAUCAAGAAAUAUACGACCUACAUAUAUUUAAUGGCAUCCUUUAUUACCUACUAUAGCUAUUGGAUGGGAAAAUGGUACUAUUACUUUGUGGGCAGAAGACUCGAAAACUGCAAAAGAAGAAUUAAAUGGACAUAAAGAGUCAAUUACAUUAAUAUAAUAUAAUCCAAGUGGUUCUAGAAUGGUAACGGCUGACAUAAGUGGAAAUGUAUCAGUUUGGAGAGGAAUCAAUAUCGUUUCUUAAUAUAAAAAAGAUGGUAUAAUAACUCAUGCAAUAUUUAGUGAAUUAAAUAUUGAUAGUAAAAUGAAAACUGGGAAUUUAUUUUUUUUUGGUGGAAAAUCUGGUAUUGUAUGCUUAGCUGAUGAUGUAAAUCAUUGUUCUGAUGUAUGUAAAGUAGGAGGAAGUAUAAAAUCUUUAUUAUUUUACGAAAAAGAGAACAGCGUAAUUAUAAUAACUAGUACUUUAUUAUUAGUGAUGUUUAAAAUAUCCACAUCAGUAAAAAAUGGUCCAAGUAAAAGAGUAAAAUUAUCAAUAGCCGGAGAUCCUUAGAAGCUUUAAUCAAUUUGGAUAGGAAGUUGCUUACUUUCGACAUGUUCGUGUGAAAAUAUGUUAAGAAUGUGGCAUUUAGAUUAGGAUGAUAAUUAUGUAUUAACAUUACAUAACUUACAAUUACAAGGUAGUACUAAAGGUUCUAAUGCGAUUUAAACUGGAGGAAUUAUGAACGACUAAAUAACUGCUGUUUAAUAUGAUAAAAAAGGAAAAGUUUUGAUUGGAGGAACAAGAGAUGGGAAAAUUAUUUUUUGGAAAAAUCUUGCAGUAGGGAGUGAAAGUCCUUUAGGAGUGGAUGAAUGGAAACUACUUCCUUAUAUUUAAGUUCCAAAAAAUGUUGUAAGUAUUAGUGUUGGAUAAAAUAACGGGUUGAUUGCUGUUUAAAAUGCGAAUUAAAUAAUUUUGGUUUAAGAGACGGUUAUUAAUGGAAAAAUGACUGAUUAAAUUAAAUUGUUAUAAACAAGUUCUAACACUAUUAAUAUAUAGAUUAAUAAUGAUAUAUCUAAUUAGAAUUUCUCAUUUAUAUUUGAAUCAGAUGAAAAUAUAAAAGGAUUAGAUUGUAACGAUUAAUAUAUGUUAUUUUGGACAAGUAAACAUAUAGAAGUUCAUGAAAUUGUUACAAAUUUAAAGGAUGCAUAGACAAAAAAAAUAGCAUUGUUGAAUGAAAAAUGUCUUAAAGCUAUUAUUUUUAAAGAAAAUCUUGUUUUGGCUAGAGACUAUGAAUUAAAUGUUUUAAAUUUCAAAGGAGUUUGUAAAUAAACAUAAAAGUUUUCAGAAAGUGAAGGAAAAAUGGUCGACUUAAAUACUCUAGGAAUUUUUUUAGUGAUGUGGACAACAAAUAAUUAUAUUAGACUUUUUGAUAUAAGUAGAAGAGAAUUAAAAUAAAAUGGAGUAACACGUCGUUUUGAAGACUCUUCAGGGCCAUUAGGACAUAUAAGAAACUGUGCAAUUAAUGCGGAUGGAACAAAAAUAGUUAUUACAGCUGAUUAGAAAGGAAAAGCAGGUUCAAAUGCGGAUAAUAAGUUUUAUAUUUAUGAUAUUAACAUGGAUAAUUUUAUUUCUUAUUAAUUUUCAAAAGAAUAUAUUCCUUUAUAGGCUUUUUGUGAUAGAAAAGAUAGAAAGUUUUUCGGAAUUCUUUGUAAUGUUAUAAAAGAUGGAAGUGUAAGCAAUUAAGAAAAAUAAGAAAAAAACAAUUAAUCCAGAAAUUCUUAGGAUUCAGAAGGAGAAGAAAAAGAAUUAGGAAAUUUAGAAUUAUUUACAUUUUUUGUAACUUCAGAAAGCAAUAUUAAAAAAUAAGAUUCGUACAAAUUAGAUGUUUAUAUUGAAGGAAUUUUUGCAAUUGAUAUUCCGAAAUUAUAUUUCAUUAAAAGAAAUUAAAAUUCUUCGAAAUCAAGCUAAAACUAUAUUAUUAAAGAAGAAUUUCUAAACGAUUUCAUAGGCUUAGAUAAAAUUGAUUUAACUAUAAAAGAAGCGAUUAUGAAUUUCUCUUUUUAUUUAACAUCUGAUAAUUUAGAUGAGGCAUAUAAAUCUGUAAAAUCAAUAUAAAAUCCUGCCAUUUGGGAAAAAAUGGCUUAAAUGUGUGUAAAAACAAGAAGAAUAGAUGUUGCGGAAAUUUGUUUAGGAAAUAUGAGAUUUGCAAGAGGUGCAAAAGCAAUAAGGGAAGCCAAAAAAGAAUCAGAACUAGACGCAUAAUUAGCUAUGGUCGCAAUUUAAUUAAAUAUGAAAGAAGAAGCUUAAAAUUUAUAUUAAUAAAGCAAAAGAUUUGAUUUAUUAAAUAAAAUGUUUUAAGCAGAUGAUUAGUGGGAUAAAGCAAUUGAAAUUGCCGAAAACUAAGACAGAAUUAAUUUAAAAAAUACAUAUUAUAGAACUGCUUAAAUGCAUGAAGUUGAAUAAAAUUAUUAAGAUGCUAUUAUUUUUUAUGAAAAAUCUGAUAUGCAUAUAAAAGAAGUACCUCGAAUGCUUUUAGAAGCUGGUUAAAUUGAUUAUUUAUAAAAAUACGUACAUGAAAAAAAUGAAAAACCUUUAUUUAAAUGGUGGGCCUAAUAUUAAGAAUCUUAAAAAUAAUUUGACUAAGCUUUAAAAUAUUACAAAUAAUCAUAAGAAUAUGAUUCAAUGGUUAGAAUUUUAUUAUAACGUGGUGAUAUUUAAUCUGCAAAAUAAAUUUGUUCUGAAUAAAAAGAUCCUUCCGCCUAUUAUGUUUUAGCAAAAUUUUUGGAAUAAAAUGAUUAGUCUAUAUAAGAGGCUAUCUAGUAUUAUUGGAAAUCAUAGCAUUAUGCACAGGCUGUUCGCUUGGCAAAAGAAAGAAACUUGAAUAAUGAAGUUAUGAGUAUUUCAUUAUAAGGACCUAAGUUAGUUAAACUAUAGUCCGCUUAAUAUUUUGAAGAAAUAGGAUUUAAAGCAAAAGCAGUUGAGUUAUAUAAAAAAGGAGGAAAUUUAAUAAAAGCUUAUAAUUUGGCAUAAGAAGAAAAACUAUUUGAUGAAGCUAAAGAAAUAGGGAAAUUAAUGGAAUAAGAAGAAGAAGUAAGAAAUAAAAAAAGAGAUCCAAGUGAUUUAAAUGGAAUAAUUGAUGAUUUUAUGGAAAAAGGAUAAGCUGAUAGAGCUGUUCCUAUCAUGAUUAAAAGAAAACAAUUUGAAAGAGCAAUUGAAACAUGUUUAAAUUAUAAUAUACCCAUGACAUAAGAUCUUAUAGAAAAAAUUAUUCCAAAUGAUCCUCCUAAAAAUGCAGCAGAGGAAAGUAAAAGGAAAGACUUAUUAAAAUUAAUAGCAAAUGCAUUAAUAAAAUAAGGAGAUUUUAGAUAAGCAAGUAAAAUAUAUACAAAACUCGGAAAUUAAAUCGACGCUAUGAAAUGUCUUAUAAACCUUGGAGCAAUAGAUGAGGUAGUUAAUUAUGCAACAAUGGCACGUAUGCCUGAAUUAUUUAUUUUGGCUGGAAAUUUCCUUCAGACAGCCGAUUGGCAUAAAAAUCCUUAGUUGAUGAAACAUAUUAUUACUUUUUAUAAUAAAGCUAAAGCUUUUGAUUAGUUAGCGGGAUUUUUUGAUGUUUGUAGUACUGUAGAAAUAGAUGAAUAUAGAGAUUAUGAAAAGGCAAUAGCUGCUUUGAAUGAAGCUUUAAAACAUGCUAAAAAAUCAACUAGUGAAAAUAAGGAUAUGAGAGUUUAGUAUUUAGAAGGGAAAAUCCAUCAUAUUUAAAGAUUUGUUUAAGCUAAAUAAUUAACGUAAAGUGAUUCUUAGUAAAUGAUAAAGAUUUGUGAAGAUUUAUUAAAUUAACCAGGGAUUGAUUAGAACGUUAAAUGUGGUGAUAUAUAUGCUCAUAUUAUUGAAUAUUAUUAUGAUUCCUAAAAUAUGUAAAAGGCUUUUGAAUAUAUAAAGAAAAUGUAAUAAAAUAAAAUUGUUUUGGCUCCCUUUUUAGAUAAUGAAAUGGUAUUUUAUAAUUUUAAUUUUAAAUUUAUUUAUUUAAAAUUAUUUAAAAGCUAUAACAAAUUUUAGAAAGCUAGGGAAUCACUAAUUAUAAACAUUAAAAAUAAAGUAAUAAUAACGAUGAUGAAGAAGUUAUAGAUGAAGAAGUAAAUGAUAGUUGAAUUUAUUUAUUUUUUCAAAAAUUUAUAACUAUGA